Molecule: messenger RNA, 2628 nt
Organism: Anolis sagrei ordinatus
Lineage: Eukaryota; Metazoa; Chordata; Lepidosauria; Squamata; Anolidae
Source: RefSeq, a predicted model, not a curated record
CUCAUCGGGGAUAGGCAAGCAUGGCAUUUGGCGCUCCCAAGAAACAGCUGUACGGUGAAGCAGUUUGUUCCCUCUGCCUGGAUUUAUUCCAAGACCCAGUGCUAACCCAUUGUAGGCACAACUUUUGUCGAGCUUGUAUCAUCCAGCACUGCCAGGAGUCUCCAGCUCCGGCUUUGUGUCCCCUGUGUAGAGCCGCUGUCAAGAUGAGGAACUUGAGGCCAAACCAACAACUGGCAAAAAUUGUGGAAACCAUCAGGAAAGCCAAGAGGGGGGAAAGGGGAGAGGGAAGAAAGGGAGUGUGUAAGAAUUUCUUCUGCAAGAAUGACCAAGUCCUGAUUUGUGUGGUGUGUGACACCUCCAUGGAGCACUGGGGGCAUGAUGUGGUUCCCAUGGAGGAAGCUGCCCAAGAAUAUAAGGACAAGUUUGAGGCCCUCCAACAAUCUCUGGAAAAAAAGAAAACAACUGCCAUUGAGUGGAAACUGGCUGAAGAGGAGAAGAAGCAAACAUUUUUGACACAAAUAAGGUUGGAGAAGGAUGAGAUCAGGUCUGUUUUCAAGGAAAUGCAGAAAUGUAUUAAGGCAAAAGAACGCCUUUGGCUUGACCAGCUGAAAGAAAUGGAGAACGAGACUGAGAAAAGCUGGGAAGAAAAUAUCAUCCGUCUGUCAGAAGAAAUUGGUCGUCUUAGUACGUUGAUCUCAGAGAUGGAGAAAACGCGUCAGCAGCCACCAAUCAAAUUGCUGCAAGACAUUGGAAGUACUUUGAAAAGGUACCAAGAGGGACAACUGAGACAUGUGGUUGACCUUUUUCCAAGACCUGAAAAAAGACUUAGAAGUUACUCCCAGAAAAGGCCAGCUCUAUUAAAAGCCAUGGAAACAUUUGACGAGAACCUGAAGGAAACAUUUCCCAAAGAUUCAGCAAAGGAAGCACAGAACAAAGUGAAUGUGAUUUUAGAUCCAGACACAGCACAUCCCUUCCUCAUCCUGACUGAAGGUUUGACCAGUGUGAAGUGGGAGGACAGAUACCAAGACCUGCCUGACUGCCAUACAAGAUUCAACCGGGAAUUCUGUGUGUUGGGCCAAGAGAGAUUUGCUUCAGAAAGACAUUGGUGGGAGGUGGAGGUGGAGGAAGAGAAGGGGGCAAUGUGGGCCCUGGGGGUCGCUCGAGAGUCUGUCAGGAGGAAGGGGAUUUUCAAAUUUACUCCAAAUGAAGGAAUCUGGGCUGUGGGGAAGAGGCCAUAUGACUCACCUUCACCUUGUCGGCUCUCCGUCUUAAACUCUCCUGAGUGGGUCCCUUUAAACUUGAGCCAUGAGCCUAGGAAUAUCCGUGUGUCCCUGGAUUUUGAGGAAGGCCGGCUGGUAUUUUUAGAUGCAGAUACAAACAAGUUGAUCUUUGCUUUUUCUUCAGUUGACUUCCGUGGGGAAAGGAUCCAACCCUUUUUCUGGGUGGGGUCGGGGGUCCAGUUGAACCUCUGAAUACUGAGGGUAAUCUGUGUCAUUGUCAUUCUCAUUCUGCUUCCCAUUCAGCUCUGCAUCCUAUUCUUCAACAAUUAUUUAACUGUGCAGAUUCAGUCAUCCCUACAGAUUUCCUUUUUUUACUUUUGCAGAUUUGAUUAUUCAUGGAUUUGAAUCAAAUGUUUUCUCCAGAAAUCUCUAGGUCAGUGCUUCUCAACCUUGGGUCCCCAGAUGUUUUUGGCCUACAACUCCCAGAAAUCCCAGCUAGUUUACCAGCUGUUAGGAUUUCUGGGAAUUGUAGGCCAAAAACAUCUGGGGACCCCAGGUUGAGAACCACUGCUCUAGGUCUUCCAGUAUGACUGUAUGAGCAACUUCUUCUGGUCAGGCUAAAGGACCUAGAGAUAUCUAGAGAGAACACAUUUCUAAGAAUCUCUAGGUCCUUAAAUGCAAUUCUGUGGUCAGCUUCCAAUGGAACCAAGACAUUCCUAGAAAGGUGUUCUCUUGAUAGAAAUUAAUAGCAAUGUAUUUAUCUGCAUUGUUUCACUUUCAUGGGGUUCCUCUGCCCCUAACCUCAAUAAAUGUAGAAGGUUGACUGGAUGCUUGACUAUUGCAUUUCAUCCUGCAUCUGAAGAAGUGAGUAGUACAAUGGUAAUAUCAUGUGAGCUCGUAUUAUGCAGUUUCAGUUACCCACAAAAACUCCAUCCAUGGAUAAGGGCAAGUUGAGUGGAACAUCAGGCCAUCCUCAGUAGGCUCCUGAAAGCCUCCUCUGCUUUGGGUGCCUCUCUCUGUCAACAAAGGAACUUGUCAUUGCUAAGAGAAGAGAUGGAAGUCUGGCUGUGCUUCUUCCACAGAGAGGGGAGUCCUUCUCCUUCCUCUGCAGAGAGAAACAACGGAAAUACCAGCUAUGUUUCCCUUCCUGGCAACCAAAAACACAGUUGGGCUUUGGCCACUUCUCACCACAGAAAAAGAUAGACUUCUUUCUCAUUGUAAGCACCAAAUCAAUCACUUUUUUUGUUUUAAAGGUCAAAUUAUGUAUCUCAAGAAUGAUUUAGCAAAGCAAGUUGAAAUUAUUGGAAAAAAAUUAUGUUGACUAAAGCUAGAAAAUAUAUUUUGAGAUAAUGUUUGAUAUUAUUGUGUUUAUUAUGUAAAUUCGUAUAGGUUUUUAAAAUAAAUAUGU